Nylanderia fulva is the source of this 1664-nucleotide messenger RNA. RefSeq lists its product as uncharacterized. The record is from RefSeq and is a predicted model, not a curated record. NCBI's taxonomy places the organism in Eukaryota, Metazoa, Arthropoda, Insecta, Hymenoptera, Formicidae.
GGGGUAUAAUGCCGUAUGCAGUGCCGCCAUUUGCGUUUGUACGCCAAGGGCUUAAGUGCACGGCAGGCACGGCACACGCGGUCGCGUCCCACGCGUAUGCCGUCCGGUCGUUUUCAAAUAUCUUUAUUCACGUGGUCCCGUGAUAUUCCAUUACGAGCUUGCGAUCCGAUCAUUUGUCACUAUCUUUAACCGCCGCGUGUCAAUAUAUACAUAGGUAGGUGGGUGAGCAAGUGACAGAUCGCAAUGACAGAUUCGUACGUAUAUACGCGUGUCUGCUACUGCUGUUGAGUGCGUGAAUGCCGUUGCGUGUGUUCGUCGUGCACAUCGCGCUAUACAUUGGAUUCCUCCUUACCUCUCUUUCCCAUUUUCUCCUCAUUCUCUCUCGCUCACACUAUCUUUUUUCUCUGUCUAUUUUUCUUCUAACCUAAUCUAACUUAACCUAACCCUUCGUGGCUCGAACAAGCGCUCGACAGAAAUUGGGGCGCGAUAGAUUAUCUAUAAACAUCAAGAGGGAAAAUGGAAUCCCAUAUCGACCGCUUGGAAUAAUUCACCGCGUAAUUAAAAAUCAAGUGUUAGGGGAAACCUUUAGGUUUCUUCCUUUAUAUAUAUAUAUAUAUAUAAAUAUAUAUAUGUAUAUACAUAUAUAUAUCUCUCCCUUCUUGUCUGUGCAUCAUCGUUUAAUUGUGUGCCAUGGCCUCCUCUAACCGCGGUAUCCAAAUCGGCUCCGGCUGGUUCCAGACCAAAAUAAAUCUCAGACCGCAGCAUCGGGGCGUUCACCUUGUUACCGAGGAAAUCCUCAGGCAGGUCCCUGAGCUCUGUCAGUUUUCCAUUGGUCUCUGCCAUAUUCAAAUUCUUCACACUUCGGCUAGUUUAGCGUUAAAUGAGAGCUGGGAUCCAGAUGUGAGAGAUGAUAUGGAAAUGAUGCUUAAUAAAAUAGUUCCUGAAGGCUUGGAAUACAGACAUAGCUGUGAAGGGCCUGAUGAUAUGCCGGCACAUGUAAAGGCUUGUUUUUUGGGCUCGUCACUGAGUAUCCCAAUCACAGACGGUAAAUUGGCCCUAGGCACAUGGCAGGGCAUCUGGUUAGGCGAACACCGCGAUCAUGCUGGCAGUCGCAAGCUCGUGGUGACGCUAACUGGUGUUCUAAGGGACUCUGCGCGUAGCCCUCUCAGCCCGGUCAGCCCUAUUGCCUCUACCAGCAGCUAGGACCACUCGCACCCCCAAAGGCGCGGCAAGCGUCAGCUGCGCGUGUCCACCUCGAGUGAAUCAAGCUAGCAGCCACUAUAACCGCUAGUCGACUUAUAAAAGUACAAUCUAUUGAGGAAGAAUGAGUCGGAUACCUCGCAAAUUUAUCCAUCCGCGUCGAUCGUGGACAAAUCGAUACUGAAUCCGCGCACUGUUUAUGAUGACUUCAGCGUGAGUGUAUGGUGUUUUAAGGUUUUGUUCACAUUUCUGAUGUCAUUCUUCAAGGAUAUCAUUUGUUUUGUUCGAGUGGCGAUGAGUCUCUUUAGAGCUAUUGCGAGAGUUCUUUAGACCAGAGAAAUUGAAUAAUGAGAUACGAUAAGCGCUUUUGAGUUCGCGUGUCAAUGUAAUUUGCUCGUUGAAAAGCAACAUUGUAAGGAAACUUUUUGCUUGCAAAAAAUUGCAUUAAAAUUGAAUUAAAAGAU